AAAAAAAAAAAAAAGAAAAAAGAAAAAAAGGAACGGAGAUGAGAUGCAGAGCAGAAGAGUAAGGGGGAUAAGGAAAAAUUUGCAAAGUAAAUAUGGCAGAUGGUGCUGUGAACUUCUUACUUGAUAAACUAACCACUGUUCUAAUGCAAAAAGCAUCAUUACUUGGAGAUGCUAGCGAUGAAAUUGAAGAAAUAAAGCUUGAGUUAGAAAGCAUGAGAUCAUUCUUAAGAGAUGCAGAACGAAGAAAGGAAAGGAGUGAGUCAGUAGAAACAUGGGUGAGUCAAGUGAGAGAAGUUGCAUAUGAGGCUGAGGAUAUAAUAGACGAGUUCAUUCAUCUCAAAAACAGAAAGCGGAUUAAAAAUGGAUUCAAGGUUGUACUCCAAGAUGUGGUCAACUUCCCCAAGAACAUGACCACAAGGCAUCAGAUUUCUUCUAAGCUACAAAAGAUCAAAGCUAAGGUUCAUGAGGUUUCUGAGAGAAGCAAGCGGUAUGAUUUUGAUCAGCAUGAGGAGGGGAGGACUAGAAAUGUGGCUAGUGGUAGGUGGAAACACUAUGCAGAAUCAUCAUCUUUUGUAGAUGAAGAUGAGAUAGUGGGGAUGGAAGAGAAUUCUGAACAGUUAUUUGGAUGGUUGACAGAGGAGGAACCACGCCGAACAGUUAUUUCAAUCGUGGGAAUGGGUGGCCUGGGUAAGACCACUUUAGUCACAAGGGUCUUCAACAAUCAGGUAAUCAAGAGACAUUUUGAUUGUGGAGCAUGGAUAUCUGUGUCCCAAAUAUAUGGAAUUGAUGAGCUAUUGAGAAGCAUGAUCAAAGAAAUUUUUCAUACAGCACAAGUUCCAAUACCAAGCAACCUGGGUUCAAUGAGUUACAGAUAUCUUAUCGGAUUGCUCAUUGAUUACUUGCAUCAGAAGAGGUAUGUUAUUGUCUUAGAUGAUGUGUGGAGCAUAGAUCUUUGGAGCAAAAUAAGAGGUGCAUUUCCCAAUAAUAGAUAUGGAAGCAGAAUUGUGCUCACAACAAGGGAUGGGAAUGUGGCUGCCUCCAUCGGUAUUGGAAGCCAUGUGCAUCACCUUCAGCCUCUUCAAGAGAAAGAUGCUUGGGCUCUCUUCUGCAAAAAAGCAUUUUGGGAUGACCCAGAGCAUAAGUGUCCUAGAGAACUUCAACCUUUAGCUGAGGCUAUUGUGAAGAAAUGUGAAGGCUUGCCUCUAGCAAUAGUGGCAGUUGGAGGUCUAAUGUGUUCAAGAAGCAAGAGAAUUGGUGAAUGGAAGACUGUUUUUGAAAGUCUCAAUUGGCAACUCAGUUACAAUCCAAUGCUUGAACGAGUGAAAGGCAUCUUGCUGUUGAGUUUCAAUGAUUUACCAUUCUACUUGAAGCAUUGUUUCUUAUAUUGCUGCGUUUUCCAUGAUGGUUACCCAAUCAAGAGAAAGAAGCUAAUUCGGCUGUGGGUGGCAGAAGGAUUCAUUAAGGAAAGAAAAGGAAUGACAAUGGAGGAGAUAGCAGAAGAGUACCUCAUGGAACUCAUUCUUCGAAGCAUGAUUCAGGUCACUGAGACAAAUGAUGCUGGGAGGGUGAAGACAUGCCGAGUCCACGAUGUUAUGCGCGAACUUGCAUUGACAACAUCUGAAAAAGAGAACUUUUGUGCAGCAUAUGAUGGAAGUCAAUCAAAGUUAGAAGGAAGAAUCCACCGUCUAUCAAUCUAUAAUACUGGUGAAACCAUCCAGUUGAGCAGUACAAUGUUGCGCCAUCUUCGCUCUUUCUUCGUGUUUCCAACUGAUAUGUACUCAUCAUUUUCCCUGAAUGCUUUUUCAUCAAAGUUCAAGUUACUGAGGGUACUUAAUCUAGAGGGAGUUCCUGUUGAAACCAUACCAACGACAUUGGUUGAGUUGUUCAAUUUAAGGUACUUGAACUUGAGGGACACCAAGAUUAAGGAGCUUCCCAAGUCAAUGGAAAGGCUAAACAAUCUGCAGAUGCUGGAUGUCUGGAAAACCAAUUUGAAAAGAAUGCCAAAUGGGAUAUCAAAGUUAUCAAAUUUACGACAUCUAUUUACGUGCAGCAAACAAGACCCAGAUUCUGAGUCAAUAAAUGUUCUCAGUGGCAUGCAGGCUCCAAAUGGUAUAUGGAAUAUUCGGACCUUACAGACAUUAGCAUGCAUUGAAGCAGAGACAGAGCUGCUGCAACAAAUUGCGAACUUGGCUAAUCUCAAAAGGUUGGAAAUUACAAAGUUGAGAGCGGUUGAUGGGCCAAAGUUAUGCUCCUCAAUUGAAAGGAUGACAGGCCUAAUCAGAUUAGGUGUGACGGCAACUAAAACAGAAGAACAACUUCAGUUAGAAGCAUUAACUACGCCUCCAUCGUUUCUUCAGAAACUGAAAUUGGUGGGAAGAUUGAAUAGGUUGCCUCCCUGGCUUGGGUCCCUAGCUAAUCUAACUCAUUUAUAUUUGGGAUUUUCAAGUCUAGAAGAAGAUAUACUUUCUUCUCUCCAUGUUCUUUCAGGUCUAGUGUUCCUGGAACUCAAGAACGCUUAUGAUGGGAAAUUCUUGCACUUCAAGGCAGGAUGGUUUCCCAGACUCAACAAACUGACUUUUCUACAACUCGCACGGUUGAAUAGCAUGAAACUAGAGAAGGGUUCACUACCAAGCAUCCGGGAUUUGUAUCUAGUUCGCUGUCAGGAGCUAAAGGUGUUGCCUCACGGCAUUGAGCAUCUCACUAGCCUUCAUAAGCUGCAUUUGGAAGAAAUGACAGAAGAAUUCAUAGAGAGGCUAGAAAAUGGUGACAGUGAAUAUCAAGAAAAGGUAAGGCAUAUACCCCUAAUCAAACUUGUAUAUCUAACAGGAGAAACCCGAGUGGUUGAAACACUUUGAGGAUGGUUCUCCAAUUACUUGAUUUUUUAUUUAAUUUUUUUUUUUUUUUGUCAAGCUCCAAUUACUUGAUUCUUGUAUCACUUUGCUGUUUUGCUCAUGCAAAACCAUAUCUAACAAUGGCAGUUCAGUUUGAAUAACCCAUACAAGCCAAGUACAUAACCAGUUAAAUCAGCUAAAUAAACUAAUACCUGAGAG
Molecule: messenger RNA, 3050 nt
Organism: Manihot esculenta (cassava)
Lineage: Eukaryota; Viridiplantae; Streptophyta; Magnoliopsida; Malpighiales; Euphorbiaceae
Product: disease resistance protein RPM1
Exons: 1
Coding region: 93-2855 (920 amino acids)
Biological process (GO): defense response to other organism
Molecular function (GO): ADP binding
Source: RefSeq, a predicted model, not a curated record